Molecule: messenger RNA, 2754 nt
Organism: Aspergillus saccharolyticus JOP 1030-1
Lineage: Eukaryota; Fungi; Ascomycota; Eurotiomycetes; Eurotiales; Aspergillaceae
Product: Diacylglycerol acyltransferase family
Exons: 4
Coding region: 91-2664 (857 amino acids)
Biological process (GO): triglyceride biosynthetic process
Cellular component (GO): endoplasmic reticulum membrane
Molecular function (GO): UDP-glycosyltransferase activity; diacylglycerol O-acyltransferase activity
Source: RefSeq, a predicted model, not a curated record
GUUAUAUAAGUCCUUCGUGUGACAAGUUGGAAGGUCUUUCUUGUCACUUACAUCUGUCACUUCCCCGCAGACAGAUCUUUCUUGCCGACUAUGGCAGACGAGCGCACCCGAGUCCUCUUCCUGGCAAACAGUGAACAUGGUCAAACCAACAUCAUACUCGCCAUUACUCAUGAGCUUCUUGUUCAAGGCAAUGUUGACGUUCAUAUUGGUUCAUUCCCUGUCCUUGAGCGUCGGGUUGAAAAACUCAUAACCGACAACGCCGCUGCAUACGACAAGGACUACCGGUCUCGCGUCCAUUUCCACCCGGUGAGAGGCCCCUCGAAUACUGAGGUCUUCAUUCGGACGGGCAAGAGGGGUGCGUUUCAUCCUCCCGGGUACCAUGGGGCGGUUCUAGGGUUCCAGUCUCUGUGUGAAGACAUUUGGGGCUGGACCGAGGAGGAGUAUGUCGACAUUUACGAGAGCUGCGUCGAAAUCAUCAACGAGGUGAAGCCAGCUGCAAUGGCAGUCGACUUCUUCUUCCUUCAGGGUCGAGAUGCUGCGUACAACACUGGCCACACGGCCAUUCUAAUCAACACAACAUCAAUCAGCCACAUCGUCCUGGGCAUGCAACCCAAUUCCGCAGCCCUAUGGAAGUAUCCUUUACCCGGCACUGGGUUCGCCUAUCCCAUCCCGUGGCAUACGGUUCCCCUGAAUGCCCUUGCCGUGCUGAAAACGGCCAAAAUGUACCACGGCAGUGGCCGACGCCGUGAGAUCAGAGAAUGGCGAAUCAAGCACAAGAUCCAUGGCAGAUUCCCUUUCGCAGAUGCCUGGCGGCCGGAUCGAUUUCACAUUUCACCGGGCUUGUUGGAGCUCGAUUGGCCAUUCAGCGUGAUGCCUGACAAUAUCCUCCCGUGUGGACCUAUUCUGCUGCCAACUGCAUCGGUGCAAAAGCAGGACCCGGAGAUGGCGCGCUGGCUCGCGAAAGCUCCGACCAUUCUGGUCAACCUAGGCACCUUGUAUGCGCCUGAUCCCAAGGUUGCCGAGGAGAUUGCGACGGGUCUGAAAAUGUUUCUCAAUGGCUGGAAGGGCGAAAAAGUCCAGAUCCUGUGGAAAUUGCCCAAGCAUCCCCACGAUGUCGACGAUAUUUACGGUCGGUCGCUCGAGUCAUUGAAAGAGGAAAUGGAGGAGGAUUCCGUCCGCGUCCGCGCUUGGUUUGAGGUGGAGCCGAUGGCGAUGCUGGAAACUGGUCGGGUGGUCUGCUCGGUCCAUCACGGAGGCGCCAACUCGUGGUACGAGGCAAUUCAAAAUGGAGUCCCUCAUGUGGUGCUACCUGCCUGGCAAGACUGCUACGAGAACGCAGCUCGAGCCGAGUGGCUUGGGAUCGGAGUCUAUGGUAACAAGAGUCGUGCACCAGACAUCAGCGCGAAGGAAUUGAGUCGGGCCCUCUUGAAGGUCAUGAACAACAAAUCGUACAGAGAAAAGGCGGCCGAGAUUUCGAAGCUCUGCCAUCGGAAAGAGGGGCGAGUUGCAGCGGCAGAGAAGAUCGUGGAGAUUGCGCAGUCUCGUGACCAUGGCAAGCUCGCCAUGCGCUUGCCGGAGAUGGACACCAACCGUCCUUUGUACGAAGUCAAGAAUCGCCAGGGCAUGGUACUUCAGACUGCGCAGCGGCCUAGAACGACCGGCAAGGGAGCUUCAAAACCUCUUCUUACCAACAUCUACGAGACCCUCCUCAUGACUCUGCUGAGCAACACGUGGCUUUUCUUCCCACUACUAGGCUACUCUCUGCUUCUGGUGCCUCGGAUUCGUCUUUUUGCCCUGGUCUAUAUCAUCUACAUCAAGUUCAUCUCUAAAGCCCACAACACCGGUACCCUAACACUGCGCAACGACCGAUUCCGUCACUCCUCCAUCUGGAAAACAACCUACGCCAACUACUUCCCGCUUACACUGUACCGCACCGUGCCUCUGAAGCCACAAAGAUGCUAUAUCUUUGGCUACCAUCCUCACGGGAUCGCGCUGCGUGGCGCCAUGGGGGCCUUUGCCGCCGAGGCAGCGGAAUUCUCCCAGCUUUUCCCGGGGAUCACCAACACCCUCCUCAUGAAAGAUAGCUUCUACCGCACCCCUCUGCUGCGCGAAUACCUCCUGUCUCUCGGUACCAGUGGGGUGUCGCGCUCAUCAUGUAUCCGUCACCUAACGCGUGGCGGCCACGACGACCGUGGGAUGGGCCGCGCCAUCACUAUCACCGUGGGCGGAAGUCGGGAGUAUAACAUCGCAGCGCCGGGGACCAUGGGUGUAGUUGUGAAAAUCCGCAAGGGAUUUGUGCGGGUCGCGGUGCAGACAGGGGCGGAUCUGGUGCCCGUCAUUGCGUUCGGCGAGAACGAGCUCUUUGAUCGGGUGAAUAUGAAUAGUGCAUCUGCGCUGGGUCUAGUGGCGCGAGCGUGGGAAUUCACGGUAGGGCAUCGCGUGGCAUUCUCGACCGGCCGGUUCGGCAUCUUCUGUCCGCACCGGAGGCCUUUGAAUGUCGUGGUCGGCGAGCCGAUCCCAGUGAAGCAGCAACGGUGGGAGCCGGAAGAGGCGUAUAUCGACGAGGUUCACGCGCAGUAUGUGCAAGCACUGGGGAAGCUGUAUGAUGACUGGAAGGAGGUGUUUGCACCGAACAAGGAGGUCAAGUUUGAGGUCGUGGAGUAAUGGGUGGGAGCUUCGGACUAUUGGAGUUGUUCAUGGGUUUGUCUUUAUACCAUUAGUAGACUUUUUGAGAUGAGCAUCCAACAAGCGCGG